UUUUCCCUAAACCACCCCACUGCUCACAUCGCACUUUAGGGCUGGCCCAGGUUCCCCUGGCUCACCCCUGGAGGGUCAUAGGAGUGUAUACUUUCUAUUUCUCAUGCUUUGAGCAAAACCUUUAUUUUUGAGCGAAAAGGUUAGGUUGGUGUGUAGAGCUCAAAGGAACGUGAAGUAGCUUUCAGCUUCCCCAUACUUCUAGGUAUUGGAAUUAAAGCGUAUGUGUUAUGUGUUCAUAAGAACUCUGUACGUGUUGACUAGCCUAAGUUUAUAAUUUUCUAUUUUUAGAUGAUGGAUUUCGACGUGCUUCUAUGAAGAAAUGCCACGUGUCUCUACUGAUCCAGAACAAACAUGUCCAGACUACUGCCACCUUAGGGUUCUAGGGCUGGGUGACAGCUCUUCCCAGGGAAUCAGGCGUGGUCUGAUCCAGGAGCAGGAAGCACAUCAUCGCCAAUGACAUCAUGACAGCAAGAGAGCACAGCCCUCGCCAUAGCGCCAGGGCCCGUGCAAUGCAGCGGGCUUCCACCAUUGAUGUGGCAGCUGACAUGCUUGGCCUCUCUCUGGCAGGAAAUCUACAAGAUCCAGAUGAACCCAUUUUAGAAUUCAGCUUAGCUUGUAGUGAGCUGCAUACGCCAUCGCUAGAUCGGAAACCAAAUAGUUUUGUAGCAGUGAGUGUGACCACCCCUCCUCAGGCAUUCUGGACGAAGCACGCGCAGACGGAGAUCAUCGAGGGAACCAACAAUCCUAUAUUCUUAAGCAGUAUUGCCUUCUUCCAAGACUCCCUCAUCAAUCAGAUGACGCAAAUCAAGCUUUCCGUGUAUGACGUCAAAGACAGAUCUCAGGGAACAAUGUAUUUAUUGGGCUCUGGAACAUUUAUUGUCAAGGAUCUGCUGCAGGACAGGCAUCAUCGGUUGCAUUUAACACUAAGGUCUGCAGAGAGUGACCGCGUGGGUAACAUCACGGUUAUCGGCUGGCAGAUGGAGGAGAAGUCAGACCAACGGCCUCCAGUGACCCGGUCUCUGGACACCGUCAAUGGGAGGAUGGUCCUGCCCGUGGAUGAGAGUUUGACCGAAGCACUGGGAAUCCGAUCCAAAUAUGCUUCGCUGCGCAAAGACACAUUGCUGAAAUCGGUUUUCGGUGGUGCCAUCUGCCGCAUGUACCGGUUCCCCACCACCGAUGGCAACCACCUGCGGAUCCUGGAGCAGAUGGCAGAGAGCGUGCUCUCCCUGCACGUGCCCCGGCAGUUCGUGAAGCUACUGCUGGAAGAAGAUGCGGCCAGAGUGUGUGAGCUGGAGGAGCUGGGGGAGCUGUCUCCUUGCUGGGAGAGCCUCCGGCGCCAGAUUGUCACUCAGUACCAGACCAUCAUCCUCACGUACCAGGAGAACCUGACCGACCUGCAUCAGUACAAAGGUCCCUCGUUUAAAGCAAGCAGUUUGAAAGCAGAUAAAAAAUUGGAAUUUGUUCCCACAAAUUUGCACAUACAAAGGAUGAGAGUUCAAGACGAUGGAGGAUCAGAUCAGAGCUACGACAUCGUCACCAUUGGGGCGCCAGCUGCACACUGCCAAGGUUUUAAGUCAGGAGGCCUCCGCAAAAAGCUGCACAAAUUUGAAGAGACCAAGAAACAUACUUCAUCCAGCUGCCAGUCCAUUAUCUACAUACCACAGGACGUCAUCAGAGCCAAGGAGAUCAUUGCCCAGAUCAAUACCCUGAAAACCCAAGUGAGUUACUAUGCAGAGCGGCUCUCGAGGGCAGCCAAGGACAGGUCUGCCACUGGCCUCGAAAGGACACUCGCCAUCUUGGCAGACAAGACCCGGCAGUUGGUCACCGUCUGCGACUGUAAGCUGCUGGCCAACUCCAUCCACGGGCUGAAUGCGGCACGGCCCGACUACAUUGCCUCCAAGGCCUCCCCCACCUCGACUGAGGAGGAGCAGGUGAUGCUCAGGAAUGACCAAGACACCCUCAUGGCCAGAUGGACGGGCAGGAACAGCCGGUCAUCUUUGCAGGUGGACUGGCAUGAGGAGGAGUGGGAGAAAGUGUGGCUGAACGUUGACAAGAGCCUGGAGUGCAUCAUCCAGCGGGUAGACAAGCUGCUCCAGAAGGAGCGCCUGCAUGAGGGCUGUGAGGAUGUCUUCCCCUGCUCGGGCAGUGGCACCAGCAAGAAAGGUAACCUGAAUGGCCACGCCUACUGGAUCAGACCGGAGGACCCCUUCUGUGAUGCCCCUUCCUCAUCACACCCCACCAUCAUGCCCUCUGCUGCAUGCCAUCCUCACCUGACCACACAUUGCAGCCCCCCUCCUGAAGAAUCCAGCCCAGGUGAAUGGAGUGAAGCCCUUUACCCCCUGCUCACCACACUCACAGACUGUGUGGCCAUGAUGAGCGACAAGGCCAAGAAGGCGAUGGUCUUCCUGCUUAUGCAGGACAGCGCGCCCACCAUCGCCACCUACCUGAGCCUGCAGCACCGCCGCGACGUGGUCUUCUGCCAAACUGUAAGCCCCCCGCAUCUCCCUCACAGGAAAACAGGCCCAGGAAGCCUUUUCCUCCCUCUGCACUUCGGAAAAAUCACAGAUGGCAGAGUGUCCUGCCCCCUGCUUUUCCGUUUCCUUAACGUGGAGAUCUAGAAUUUGACACAGGGAGGAACCCACCCAGUUGUCUGCACUGAGGAGCAGGUCUGAUUCCACACUAGUUUCUCCCUGCAGAAUGGACACUGAGGGAAUGCACACCCUUGCUCCUCCUGCCCUGAGGACGUGGUGUCAUUGCCAGUGACUCAGGCCUUUUUUUUU
This is a messenger RNA of Miniopterus natalensis, 2780 nucleotides long. The record is from RefSeq and is a predicted model, not a curated record. NCBI's taxonomy places the organism in Eukaryota, Metazoa, Chordata, Mammalia, Chiroptera, Miniopteridae.